Molecule: messenger RNA, 3374 nt
Organism: Nelumbo nucifera (sacred lotus)
Lineage: Eukaryota; Viridiplantae; Streptophyta; Magnoliopsida; Proteales; Nelumbonaceae
Product: putative disease resistance protein At4g27220
Molecular function (GO): ADP binding
Source: RefSeq, a predicted model, not a curated record
AGAGUAUUGAGAUAUUACUAAUUUGUCGUUGCUUCGUUUGCACUCUCAUUCUUUCAUAGUAAUCAAACACUAUGGAUGCCUUCACAUCAAUGUGGAGCUUGGUAUGUGAUCCAACGAUGAGUGUAUGGGCUUCAUUCAUGCGUGAAAUGGACUAUUUCAGAACUGGUAAAAUUUUGGAAAAUCUCAAGACACAAGCACAACGUCUCCAUGCUAUCAAGGCUGAAAUGGAGACAGUUUCAACAAUUCCAGAGAAUGAAUAUUGGCUCCAGGUUGCAGAGGAUUUGGAAAGGCAAGUGAAGGAUAUAGACGAGGGGUUGAAAGAAAACAAACUUGGUGGAAGGCUUCCCUACCUACACAUCUUGGCACGUAGGAACCUUGGCAAACACAUAGUAACUCUAGAAGAAGAAAUUCUUCAGCACUACAAUGAAGGCUCCGAGCUAAUAAAGAGAGGUCCUGUGGUUGAUGAGCUUCAACAACCACAGCCAGAGGAAGUUGAGGCAGUCCCUGCUACAACCAUUGAUGAACCUCCAAAACCACAGCUAGAGGAAGUUGAGGCAAUCCCUGCUACAACCAUUGAUGAACCUCCACAAGCACAGCCAGUUGAGGUAAUCCCGGCUACAACCAACUAUGAUUACAAAGAGCCUAUUCGUCGCAAUGUGGAAAGAGUAUUAGAAUGUGUAAGAGAUCUGACCAAUGUCCAAAGGAUUGGAGUGUGGGGUGUGGGUGGUGUUGGGAAGACCACUGUAAUGCAGCAGUUGAAGAACCUACCAGAAAUUACUCAGAUGUUUGAAGUUGUUAUUUGGGUCACAGCUUCCAAGACUUUGAAUGUGAGGAAUCUGCAAAACAAAAUUGCACAGCAAUUGAAAAUGGAAUUGAAGAGCAACUCUGAGGAAGCUGUAGCCAGAGAAUUGUUGCAACAUCUGGCAACAAAGAAGUACUUGCUUAUUUUAGAAGAUGUGAGGGAAGCCAUAGAGUUGGAAAAGAUAGGAGUCCCAAGGCCAAGCGAUGAAAACAAGUGUAAGAUUAUAUUAACAUCUGCAUCAUUGGAUGUGUGUAGGCAAAUGCAUACGGAUAAGGAGAUCAAACUGGAAGUCUUAUCCAAAGAACAGGCAUGGAAGCUGUUUUCUGAAAUUGUUGGUGAAAGGGUCGUGGGUUCUCCUACGAUUGAACCAAUAGCUACGCGGGUAGCUAAGAAGUGCAGAGGUUUGCCGCUUGCUGUUAAGGUUAUUGGAAGGUCCUUAAGAAACAAGCAUGAUGUCCGCCGCUGGAGACAUGCUCUCCGGGACUUGAAAUCAAAGACUACUGCUCAGAAGGAAGACGAAGUGUUGGCGAUAUUGAAGUUUGGUUAUGAUCGAUUAGAGAAUGACAAUCUGAAGAAGUGCUUCUUGUAUGCUGCGUUGUACCCAGAAGACUAUGCGAUUGAUGUAGAUGAGCUGAUAGAUCACUGGUGGGCAGAGGGGUUCAUUGCAAAUGGUAGCUGGGGCAAUGCACGCCAGAAAGGUAUUACUUUUGUGAAUCAACUUACAGAUGCAUGUUUACUAGAAAAGAUUGAAUGUGGGUAUCGAUCAUUCAGAGUGAAAAUGCACGAUACCAUUAGAGACCUUGCAUUAUAUAUCACAUCACUACCAUCACUAGCACCCUCUCGCUGUAACUUCUUAGUGAGGGCAAAUGCUGGACUGAAUGAAUUUCCAGAUGAAGUGGAAUGGAGACCGGCCAACAAGAUUUCUCUCAUGGAUAAUCAAAUCUCCAGUCUUCCUGACAGACCGAAAUGCUCCUCCUCACUGUCAACAUUAUUGCUGCAGAGAUUUGGACAUUUAAAGGUUAUUCCGAUGUCAUUUUUUGAGCAUAUGCAGGGGCUUGGAGUUCUGGAUUUAUCAAGGACUAAUAUUAGGAAGUUACCACCAUCUGUUUCGAAGCUCAUAGGCCUUCGUGGGCUGUUUCUGUGGGAAUGCACGUAUUUGACAACUCUACCAUCGCAAGUAGAAGCUCUCACCAGCCUUGAGGUGCUUCAUGUUGGGCCUUAUGUCGAGCACUUGCCUGCUGAGGUUGGAAAACUAACUCAUCUCAGGAGUUUGUGGGUGAUAUUCAGAGCAGGUAGAAGAAAAGAAGAUGAAGAUGAUGAUGAUGAAGAAGAAGAAGAUGAUGAUGAUGAAGAAGAAAAGAAGAUGAUUCCUGAAGGAAUGCUAGCGGAGCUAUCUCAACUGGAAGACUUGAUAAUAUAUGCCAAAGGAUUUGUGAGCUACAAGUUUCAGAAUAAAUGGAUUGGGGUUGCAAAAGCUCUUGCUCGGGAGGCAACCAGUUUGGUGAAGCUAACCAGACUCGGUUUCCUGUUCCCGAGUGUGGAUUUUCUCGAGCGAUUUCUGAGAGAAAGUUUGUCUUGGAAGAAUCAAUGCUUGAAGUCAUUCUUUCUGGAAGUCACUACCUCAGAUUUUGAGUACGUCACUGCGUUAGACUCACCUUUCAACUGGGGACUUGAUACUCCGAACGAUGAUUUUGAUCUUGUACCCCGCAUUGAAGGAGAGCAGAGUUUGAUGUUUGAAGGAGGAGAUAGCAUACCCUACAGCAUCGUGGACUUACUGGGUAAAGCUUCCUUCUUCCAGUUGGUGGGACAUAAGACAGCUGAAACGAUGUCAAGUUUCAGUUGGGUAGAAGGCCUGAAGCAUCUAGAGUGCUGUAUUCUGAAUGGAUGCAAUGCCAUGAAGACAAUGCUCAAUCUGGAUGAUGCUGCCGAUGCUAUUUUGCAAAACGUAAAGAUAUUAAGGCUGCUUUUUAUGUUGGAACUGAGGACUAUUUUGGAGGGACCAGCAUUGCCACCAGAAAGCUUCAGUAGCUUGAAAUAUCUGAAUAUUCAAAAUUGUCCCAGGUUGAAGCAUGUCUUUCGAAGAAGCAGUGUUCUGCAACUCCCAAACCUUGAAACAGUUGAUAUCGCCAACUGCAUCGAACUUGAAGAGAUAGUGAAGAAAGAAGACAAAGAAACAAAGGAUGAUUCUGCUGCUGUUGUGAUGCUGCCGAAGUUGAAGGUACUGAAAAUUAAACACUUGCCAAAGCUAGCUAGGAUCUGCAAACCAGAUUCACUGGCCAAGCCACCAUCGUUAGAAACAAUUACAGUUGUUGGGUGCCAGAAUCUGUAGAAGCUCCCUCUGAGAUUGAGGAGGAGCACCAAGCAUCAGGAAAAUGCAAACUCUUUCGACACUGGUGCUCUAAGGAUGAUAAAAGGCAAAAGAGAAUGGUGGGAAGCAUUGAAAUGGGAAGAGAAUGAGAUCAAACAACUACUCCAAUCUCUUUUAGUUCAAUGCGGUUGACAGUGCUGGUUUGGUUUGCCAUGAUAUUGUCAUGUAUUUAUUUGGAUGUAUGUGUGUGUAUAUAACUAUGUA